AUGGUUUCAAAAUCAUAUUCAAAUCUGCUAGACAUGACCUCUGGAGAUGGAUUUGACUUUCGACAACCUUUUAAGUCUCUUCCUCGUGUUGUAACUUCUCCUGGCAUUAUAUCUGAUCCUGAUUGGGAUACAAUAAGUGAUGGUGAUUCAGUUGGUUCAACAUCUUCUACCGAGAGGAAAAUAAUUGUUGCCAACUUCCUUCCUCUGAACUGUACAAGAGAUGAAACUGGGAAGCUGUCCUUCUCAUUGGAUCAUGAUGCACUACUCAUGCAACUUAAAGAUGGUUUUUCAAAUGAGACUGACGCUGUGUAUGUGGGCAGUUUGAAAGUUCAGGUAGAUCCCAGUGAGCAGGACCAAGUUGCACAGAAGCUUCUUAGAGAAUAUCGAUGCAUACCGACUUUUCUCCCAUCUGACCUGCAGCAGCAGUUCUAUCAUGGCUUCUGUAAACAACAAUUAUGGCCACUUUUUCAUUAUAUGCUUCCAAUUUGCCUAGACAAGGGUGAGCUAUUUGAUCGCAACCUAUUUCAAGCCUAUGUCCGAGCCAACAAACUUUUUGCAGAUAAAGUUAUGGAAACAAUCAAUACAGAUGAUGAUUGUGUCUGGGUUCAUGAUUAUCAUCUCAUGCUGCUCCCUACAUUCUUGAGGAAGAGGUUACACCGAAUAAAGAUUGGUUUCUUCCUUCACAGCCCUUUUCCCUCCUCAGAAAUCUACAGGACUCUGCCUGUAAGGGAUGAAAUCCUGAAGUCACUGCUUAAUGCUGAUCUCAUUGGUUUCCAAACAUUUGACUAUGCUCGCCACUUCCUAUCUUGCUGUAGCAGAUUGCUAGGCCUGCAUUAUGAGUCAAAACGUGGUUACAUUGGAAUAGAGUAUUUUGGCCGAACAGUGAGUCUGAAGAUCCUUUCUGUAGGUGUCCAUGUUGGUCGGCUUGAAUCUGUCUUAAAGUUGCCUGCUACAAUUAGUAAGGUUCAAGAAAUUGAACAAAGUUAUAAGGGCAAGAUACUCAUGUUAGGUGUAGAUGACAUGGACAUCUUCAAAGGAAUAAGUCUGAAAUUGCUUGGACUGGAGCUUCUUCUGGACAGAAACCCAAAGCUUAGAGAGAAGGUUGUCCUUGUACAAAUCAUCAAUCCAGCAAGAAGCACAGGGAAGGAUGUGCAAGAAGCUAUUACAGAAGCUGUAUCUGUGGCUGAAAGGAUUAAUACAAAGUAUGGUUCUUCAAGUUACAAGCCUGUCGUCCUAAUUGAUCACCGCAUACCAUUUUAUGAAAAGAUUGCAUUCUAUGCUGCGGCUGAUUGUUGUAUCGUAAAUGCUGUGAGGGAUGGCAUGAACUUAGUACCAUAUGAGUAUACUGUUUGCCGACAGGGAAAUGAGGAGAUUGAUAAACUCAGGUGUCUUGACAAAGACACCCAUCACACAAGCACACUUAUUGUUUCGGAGUUUGUGGGUUGCUCCCCAUCUCUUAGUGGUGCUUUCAGGGUAAAUCCCUGGAGUGUCGAUGAUGUGGCGGAUGCCUUGUGCCGCGCAACUGAUUUGACUGAAUCUGAGAAACGGCUGCGGCAUGAAAAGCAUUAUCGCUAUGUCAGUACUCAUGAUGUUGCUUACUGGGCACGCAGCUUUGCUCAAGAUCUGGAAAGAGCAUGCAAAGAUCAUUACAGCCGAAGGUGUUGGGCUAUUGGGUUCGGUCUGAAUUUUAGAGUUAUUGCUCUUUCUCCUGGCUUCAGAAAGCUGUCUUUGGAGCACUUUGUUUCUUCUUAUAACAAGGCUUCUAGAAGAGCAAUAUUUCUUGAUUACGACGGCACACUUGUGGCCCAGUCAUCAAUCAACAAAGCUCCAAGUGAAGAACUCAUUUCCAUUCUUAACACCUUAUGUAAUGACCCAAAGAACGUUGUAUUUAUAGUAAGUGGACGAGGACGUGAUUCCCUUGACGAGUGGUUUUCUCCAUGUGAGAAGCUUGGUGUAGCUGCAGAACAUGGCUAUUUUAUCAGAUGGAGCAAGGAAGCUGCAUGGGAGUCAAGCUAUUCAAGUCCGCAGCAAGAAUGGAAGCACAUUGCUGAACCUAUCAUGCAGGUAUACACAGAGACAACAGAUGGAUCUUCAAUCGAGUCAAAGGAAAACGCUCUAGUAUGGCACUAUUUGGACGCAGACCAUGAUUUCGGUUCCUUCCAAGCAAAGGAGCUACAGGAUCAUCUUGAGAGGGUGCUAUCAAAUGAGCCUGUUGUUGUAAAGUGCGGUCAUUAUAUUGUAGAAGUGAAACCGCAGGGAGUUAGCAAGGGUCGUGCUGUCAACAAGCUGAUUCACACACUGGUCAACAACGGGAAGGCACCGGAUUUCCUGAUGUGCGUCGGCAAUGACAGAUCUGAUGAGGACAUGUUUGAAUGCAUCAACGGUAUGACCUCCAAUGAUGUCUUAUCACCCACAGUACCGGAGGUGUUUGCCUGUUCAGUUGGUCAAAAGCCCAGCAAGGCGAAGUAUUACGUGGACGACACCAGUGAAGUAAUCAGAUUGCUCAGGAAUGUAACCCGCAUCUCAUCGCAGCGGGAGGACGUCAAUGCCAGCCAUGUGCGUGUGACCUUCAGAGAUGUACUCGAUUACGUGGACUAG
This is a messenger RNA of Miscanthus lutarioriparius, 2598 nucleotides long. Lineage: Eukaryota; Viridiplantae; Streptophyta; Magnoliopsida; Poales; Poaceae. The record is from the annotation of a GenBank genome assembly.